GCCUGUGCUGCCUUUCCUCUGCCUGUAGCAACGCGACCGGCAUCCCUCCCUAUGCCCUGAGUAGCUGCUUCAUAUUCAUACGCACGAACCUCACUAGAACGACAAGCGCAGCAAGAACAGAGAAGCCAUCCUAGGGCCUCUACGACAACACGUACAUUCACUUCAUCAACACCAUCUUUUCUCCGACCUUCGCUAACCACUGCUAUGACUUCCGACAGUGCUAUUGCUGCAGGCGUCUCCGUCUCUCUCGUGGUCAUCCUUGGGAUCGUUGGCUUUCUCUUCUGGUAUCUCCGCAGACGCCACGUUCAUGUCGCAGCGAGCCAACCGGCCAAACCAACUAAGCGGAGCACACUGCUCGACCCCAGUCAUCCCGCAUGCCAUGUAACUCCAUUCGGGUCACCAGGAGGAGAGACGGUCCGUUUCAUGCACGAGCCUGGCGCGAACAUGCGUAUCGCGCACCAGCGCGAAGACGGCGGUUGGGAGUUCACAGACAUGUCUCCGAACGACCUCUCCACAUUCGACCUGACAGGCUACGUGCAGCCGCGGAACUCUCUGUCUGGCCGCUCGACUCUGAGCUUUGCGUCGACGAUGCACAUGGGCUCGGACAAGAAAGGGAAGCUCCUCCCGGGCGAGCUCACGACGCGCGGGUACAUGGAGCGCGACCGCGACAUGGACGUCGACAUCGAGGGCAACCCCCCACCUGCAUAUUCACAUGCACACCGCGAUUCCAUCGUUGUGCCGUGAUUCCGUGACCAUCUCCCGUUCACCGACUAACUGUUCAUCAUCUGGCGGUGAAAGAUUUGUUGAUCGCUGCGCGCUCAGUUACUUGCUACCUUUGUUCUAUGCUUUCCAUUGCUCUUCCCUUGCUGCUUCCUUUGGAAUGUUUUGCGGGUUGUAUCACCUAUGCGAUCAUGUAUUGCUUUCUGCUGUGGCUCUUUUGCCCGGCCUUGUGCGCGUCCGCCCUAGAAGACUCUCCCUGCGCGCUUCCACCCUGGAUCAGUCAACGAUGGGCAGUCUU
Messenger RNA from Fomitopsis serialis, 1018 nucleotides. RefSeq lists its product as uncharacterized. NCBI's taxonomy places the organism in Eukaryota, Fungi, Basidiomycota, Agaricomycetes, Polyporales, Fomitopsidaceae. The transcript is spliced from 4 exons. Bases 205 to 744 code for a protein of 179 amino acids. The record is from RefSeq and is a predicted model, not a curated record.